Molecule: messenger RNA, 3621 nt
Organism: Pelmatolapia mariae (spotted tilapia)
Lineage: Eukaryota; Metazoa; Chordata; Actinopteri; Cichliformes; Cichlidae
Gene: dipk1c
Product: divergent protein kinase domain 1C
Exons: 10
Coding region: 1310-2752 (480 amino acids)
Source: RefSeq, a predicted model, not a curated record
CAGAGCUGAGGAAUAAAGAGAGGAAGCAGACUGAAGAGAGGAAGGAAGGGAACGAGGCUGAACGAACAAGCCUGAGUCCGACACACACGCACACACACACAAACACACACACUCUCUCCUCCCUCUCAGUGUGGAGCGGCACACUGAGAGAGCGAGGAGGAGCAGGAGGAGGCAGCACUCUGAGGACAAACCAGAGGCUCUGGAGCAGCGGAGGACUGCCGGAGCGGCGGCUGCCUGUCAGACCGGAGUCAGGGCUCACAGACUCCGUCAUCCCCAGGUGCAUCAGAAACCUGCACCUCCUGCUGCUCUCAGAGACACAGCCGAGAGUUUCUGCUGAAACACAGAAGAGUGGAGGAGCUGCAGACCUCAGGCUCACGGUCUGCUGGGUGGCUUUCAUUUCUCUGGACAAACCAUCAGUUUUCCUCUGGAUCAUUUCAGCAGCUGCUGCACAUUUUGGAGUCUCAUCAGCUCAGAGGAAAACUUUGGGAUUAUUUCAGUCUUUAAAAUAAGAAGACAGGUUCAGGACUUUUCUUUUUCAGAGAGGGAAAAGAGAUGAUCAUCAUCACCUGAGGGGGCGAGAAGAAACACCAGCGGAGGAAACAAAGAGCAGAAGAAGUGCCAAUUUGCACAUUUGUGCAAAGGUUUAAUCAUCUGGAAGAAAAGAUUUCAUGAGUUUAGCCUGGCUGGAGGUUUUUCUCAUCGCAGCCGGCUGCAGAGGUUCCUGAGCAUCGACACAACAGUUUAACGGGACAUUUUUGAGCUCGACAGCGAGACGACCACAAGAGCUGCCGACGCCACGAGGAGGUGACGCGAGGACAGUGGAGACACAGAUCUGUGGGACUGAGCGAGUGUGUGUGUGUGUGUGUGUGUGUGUGUUAGUGCAGAUGCCACACAGCGCUGCAGACGAGCCCGGACGCCCGUGUCACGCAGCUCCAAGGCGACUCCUCGGAUUUCUCUCGCUGACUCUGUGAGUGGAAAAUAAAUCAGCAGGUUCUUUCAGGACAAACUGGUCGGUCACUGAGUGUUUGAAAGCGACGCUCUGGACCUGACAUCACAGAAGCUGAAGAGCAUCGCUCUGAAAGGAGGCCAGAGAACACCUGCUUCUUGUUUGAGGACUGAAACAUGCCAGUGACACAGACUUUAUCUCACUUACGAGAGACGAUCUGAAGUUUUAAAUAUUCAACAUUACGAAACUACAAAUCAAGCUUACUGAAACAUUCGGAUGUUUCAGAAUCUGUCUCUAGCUCAAUAUUCAGAGGACGCUUUGAGGAUCGUUUCUGACUGACGGCGCCCUGCAGCAUCCACCGCCAUGCUCCCAGGAGGGCUGGGGUCCGGCGGAGGGGGUCGUGGCGGCGGCGGCCUGUGCCUGCUCCGGUGGCUGGGCCUCAGGCUGUGGUCUCGUCGGGGGACACUGGUCUUCGCUCUGCUCUGGUUCGGGUCCUGGUUGUUCCUGAACGGCCUGGUUCUGGUCCACAGGACCAUCCUGUCUGACUUCUGCACCGACGACAAGAGCAAGAGGAUCCUACAGAGACUGUGUCUGGAGUUCAGCGAGGGCUCGGUGACGGGCGACAUGUGCGAGGACCUGUGCGUGCUCGGCCUGGUCGAGUACAAACGCUGCCUCUACUACGAGAACGGGAAGAAGGUGAUCGAGGCGCGCUGGAGAGGAAGCCCCAUCAUCCUCAAGUCCAAGCUGGAGAACUUCUCCUCCUACGAGCCUCUGGGAAUUCUGGACUACCAGGACGCAGCCGAGGAGCUCUCCCCGCUCGAUGUCGUCUUUUACGCCACUCUGGAGGUACGAAACUCCCUGGGGCUGGCUGAGGAGAACGAGGAUGAAGACAGAGGAGGAGUGAACAACAGCUCCCUGGCCAGACUUUUGGGGAAAAAGCUGAAAAACAGAGAGAUGAGUUACUCAAGAGCGGAGCUGGCCUCGCUCUGGGCCCUGCUGCAGCAGGAGGAGUACACCUUCCUCAGAGUCCUGCAGGACCUCAGCACCCACGUGGCCAAGGUGCUGGGCUCCUGUGGUCACUUCUACGCUGUGGAGUACCUCUCAGCCGGGCACGCCUGGGACCAGAACAUCUUUUCCCUGGAUGACGUGGCCGUUUCUGAGGUUCAGGAUCAGGGUGAAGGCAGAGACCGAGCCAGGUGGACAGCCCGAGAGAUGAUGCACCGCAUCGCGCUGAGCUUCCUGGACAUGGUGUGGCACUUUGACAACGACUUCACCCACAAGCUACACCUCUGCGACAUCAAACCGGAGAACUUUGCCAUCAGGAAGGACCUCACGGUGGUGGCGAUCGACGUGGACAUGGCGUUCUUCGAGCCGAAGAUGAGGGACAUCCUGGAACAGAACUGCAGCAGCGACGACGACUGCAACUUCUUCGACUGCUCGUCCAGGUGUAACCUGAGCAAACGCAGGUGCAGCCCGCGCCGCAGCAACAGCAACCUGCAGGUGAUCUGUGAGAAGAUUUUUAGACCGUGGUUUUCUCCCACACUGCUUGGGGCCAAAGCAGCGCUCCCUCUGCAGGUGGAGCUGCAGCGAGCUCUGCAGGAGUGUUCAGCAACUGAAGGGGGCGUGGAGGAGUCAGAGGAGGAUGGAGGUGGUGGUGGAGGAGGAGGAGGAGGAGGAGGAGGCAGGGAUGUCCAUCAGCGCCUCUUCAGUGUCCUGAAGCGCCUCAUCCAGGAGGGAGGGGCUUCAGAUGAAAGCGGAGAGGUAUGGGAGGGGAAAGGCCACGCCCACACUGCGCUGAACUUUUGAGCUGUAAUGAGAAGGUUGAUGUGGGCGGAGCAUCUCAGAAAACCAGAGAAUGUUUUAAAACUAUCAACGGGUCUCAUGGGCAGAGACCCCAGGUAAGACUGGCCACUCACUGAUGGGAAAAGGCUCACCUACUGACACAUUUUUGGGUCCAGAACCACAGUUUGAGCCACUCCUGUUCUUUGAGUAUAACUUAAAGUGACUCCUUCAGCAGGAUCCAUCUCAAAGAGACACAACAGUGAAACUUUUGGCCUCAGUGUGCAUCAAACUCCUAUCACGAUGAACAGUUUUAGACACACACACAAAAAUCACCGUGUUCUCGCUGCCACGCUCCCAGUGAAGGACGUUUCAUCCUACCCACUUUGUAAAAUUUAAGCAGAACUGAAGGUGGAGUUCAGGAAAGGUCCAACUUUACCUUCAACAAAGAGAACUUUGAUCUAAGAACUGGUUUGCUGUGGAACAACUUGACCUCCAUCCAUCGCCUUUAGCUCGAGCGUCCAGGUGCUCGUUUGGGAACGUCUGAUUGGGUCACAGCGAGUGUGGAAACAUUCAGCGACGCCUCACGUGUCGUCACAGAACCAGGAAUCCAGUGUGGGCGGAUCCAGAUUUAUUAUCCUUUUACGUAACUGGUUAGUCUCAGUGAGAUUUUUCAAAAGAAGCUCUCUCAUUUGAAGAGAAACUGUAGAAAAUAAAUGUGUUUGAAUGAUAAAUGCUGAGAUACAAUGUAACAUGUAUGACUAAUGAUGUUUGAUUCACAGCUGAAUGAACGACUCUCGGCCUCUUUCAAAGGUUUUUAAUGGUUUAUUUGACAUGUUUUUGUCCCGUUGUCGACUGUUUUCAGUUUCAAAGACAGAUACCAAUAAAACAUAUAU